Sapajus apella (tufted capuchin) is the source of this 693-nucleotide messenger RNA. RefSeq lists its product as uncharacterized. The record is from RefSeq and is a predicted model, not a curated record. NCBI's taxonomy places the organism in Eukaryota, Metazoa, Chordata, Mammalia, Primates, Cebidae.
UUUGAUCAUGAUUAUGCAAAGAAAGCUCCUGCUUCCUCCUCUGUGUCUCAGAGACCCUUAGGAGUAACUCCAGGGAGAAUGAAAGCUUGGGAGUCAUCCCAUCCCUCGCUCAGGUGCAAAAUCCCCUGCCCUCUGCCUGGCACUGUUAGGGAAGGAUCAGUUUCUCUGCCUGGAGGGGCAGCCUCCUGUGGCCUGGAUGCAUUGGAGCCUGAACACUGGAACAGAACCUCCUCUUUCCAUCCCGUUGUCCCCCCGGGGUCUCUCUGCUGGGCUUACAAAGUGACCAAAGCCAAAUGCUGGUCUGUGAGAGAAAGAGGAGGCAGACACAUCGGGGAACUGAGAAGUACUUUGAAGCACCCCACUCACCAUGGUAUGAGGAGAAAGUUGGCCACAUCCCUGGCAACUGCUGCUUCUCUUGGACUGGGAAAGGGGCAUUUGCUUGUUUCUAUCAGAUUCAUGGAUACCACCAAGAAAAGAGGUCAGUCUGAGGCAUUUAAGGUUUGUUGAAACACAGAGGUUUAACUGGUGAUUGAGGUACAUAGGGUGAUAUAAAGAGCAUGGACUUGAGAAUCUGAUGGGUUUUGUUUAAAGUUAGGACUAAGCUACUGACUAACCACCCUGCUAAUUGUCUUUGGGAAUUAUUUAACCUCUCUGAACCUCAGCUUAUGCAUGUAAUAGGACACUAGCACACAG